Messenger RNA from Nerophis lumbriciformis (worm pipefish), 1134 nucleotides. RefSeq names its product regulatory factor X-associated ankyrin-containing protein (gene rfxank). NCBI's taxonomy places the organism in Eukaryota, Metazoa, Chordata, Actinopteri, Syngnathiformes, Syngnathidae. Gene Ontology annotation, molecular function: protein binding. The record is from RefSeq and is a predicted model, not a curated record. Gene Ontology annotation, biological process: positive regulation of transcription by RNA polymerase II. Gene Ontology annotation, cellular component: nucleus.
UAACAAGUUAUUCAACCCUGACGUUCUUUAGUUCGAGCCAUUUUGAUGAUUAUUUUUUUUAAAGAAGCUGAUAUUUGAUGACAAAAAUGCUUUUUUUUUUGGACCAAUGUCGCAGUGUGUAAAAUAAUCUACUUUCACUUUUGCCACAAGGAAGUUGGCGCAAAUUAAACAGCCAAACUGGAUGUGUGAUCAUGGAUAUAGAAGAAGAGGAUAGCAGUGACUCCAGAGAGGAUGGAGACAAGGAGAGUUUGUUGAACCAUUCGGACACUCUCACUAACAGGCAGCGUGGGAAUGAAAUUACAGCACGCCCGGUGUCAUUAGAUGGUCUGGCAAUACAUCAGCUUGCUGCUCAAGGCGAGCUGUCCCAAUUGGAGGCACGGUUAAAUAAAGACAGCUCACUGCUGAACAAACAGGACGAAUGUGGCUUGACUCCUCUGAUGUGGGCAGCAACGUUUGGAGAGAGAGCAGUAGUGGACUUUCUUCUGCAAAAGGGAGCAGACCCCAGAAUGAUCGCGAGGAACAGAGAAAGUGCGCUGACGCUGGCCAGCUCUAGAGGCUAUGUGGACAUCAUUGAGUCUUUACUCAGACGUGGAGUUGAUGUCAACACCUACGACUGGAACGGUGGGACUCCUCUUCUGUAUGCCGUUCGAGGAAACUACAUUAAAUGUGUCGAGGCACUUUUAGGUACAUCAAAGUACAUGUUGCACUUCUGCCAACUCUCUGACUUUCCUAUUAAAAUGUUCAUUCUGUUUGUUUUUACAGCCAACGGAGCUGACAUGACCACCGAGUCGGAGUCUGGCUACAGUGCGAUGGCGUUGGCAGUUGCUCUUGGACACAAACGGAGUAAAUAUCAUCAUCAUCUGAACCCUUUUUAUUGCUGCGUUGCUCUUAAGCUUGUUCUUUUUGUGUGUCCCAGUUCAAAAGGUGUUAGAGGCCCACAUCCUGAGACUCUACAAGCCAGCACGGCGCUAAAAUAAACCACUAUUGAAGGUAUAAAACCAAGAUGGCAACAAAUGUACAAAAUGUUUGUUUUACAAGGCAGCGUAAGAAAAAUUAUGUAUACUUGGCAAUUGUACAGCAAUAGUGCUGUACACCAGCAGUGAAAUGAUUAAAUAAAUGUAUUUUUAUAUGGAG